AACACUGUUAUCCAGAUACUGCGUCACUCCUAUUGCAAAACGUCCUUCCUCUUCCUAUUCCGCCGACACAUUCAAACUGAGCGAUUCAUACCUAUGGGUGUGUUCAUACAUUCAGUGCACUGCUAGGCAUUCCCACAAUGCACUUAGAAGAGGUGAGUGGAUCGAGUUACAGCACAACAUUGCCAUAAUCACCAGAAAAAGAGGAAAAAAAAAAAACACCUGACAAGCUCCUCGUUCGGUCCCGGGCUCCUCGUAUCUGACCCCACACUGCCGUAGCCACACCUCGGGAACAGAUAUGUGACCCCUUCCUGCUAAAGUCCACCGACACUGGAUCUAAGCAGACAGCAGAUUGGGUUGGUUGGUUGAAAUGAAUGCUGGCCAGACAACUUCUGUUGUUCAAACUGGUGCUGGGAAAUCUUGCUCCAGGGCUGAAUUUUUCUCUUUAUUGAACACCUACAACUGCUUUCUGAAAGACCAGGCACACCUGCAGCUCACUGUUCAGGAGAAAGCAGGGAAGGUGACAUUUGAAGGAAAUGUCGUCAUUUCCUGGGGAGUAAAGAAACCCAUCCAGUUACAAAUACAAGAUGAAAAGCAAGCUUUUCCAAAUGAGUCUAAAGUCAAGUCACCGGAUCCCAUCAGUCCACAGGGAAACACAAGGGGAAUGACACGAUGGGGAGAAUUUGAUGAUCUUCAUCAUACUGAAGAACUGGAAGAAACUGGAUCCACAAAACCUGAAAAUCCUCCUAAAGACUACAUUGAAUAUGAGAGCAAAACGUUGAGACCUUCCCAACCUGUGCCGAUCAAUGAAGAAAGCUCAUAUGUGAUUCGUACAAUGAGUGAUGCCUCGCUGGUGAAAAUGAGGGUGAAGAGUAAGAAGAUGGUAGAACGUCAGAGGAACAGAAACCAUCGCUUCUCCAUCAAUGGACACUUCUACAACUACAAGACAUCUGUUUUCACGCCAUCAUUUGGCGCCACCACAAAUGUGCACAUUAGCAGCAAGAUGACAACACAGGAGGUCAUUACACAGCUCCUUCAAAAAUUUAAAAUAGAAAACCCCCCAAAUGAAUUUGCCCUGUACUGCAUUCAUCAAAGUGGAGAAAAGCGAAGGCUGAGAAGUUCAGACCUGCCACUGUGGGAACGUCUUCUACAGGGACCAUCAAACGGCAUCAUGAAAAUAUUCCUCAUGGAUGCAGAUGAACAUGAAAUUAGCCCUGAUGUAGCUCAGUAUCUCAAUUUAGAGAUGCCCAUUUUGAAGGUAAUUCUGCAGAAACUGGAAGAGCAAGAGAACAAAGAAGUACAAAGAAUAAUCGCAAAAUAUCAAAAGGAACGGAGUGUCUUGUUGCAGUGCCUGAGAAAAAAAGAUGCAGUUUAAAACAGAGGCCGCUGUAUAAAUGAAGUCUUCUUGGCAACAGGAAACUUUUUCCAAUGGUUGUGACAUCAACCACAGAGA
This is a messenger RNA of Carassius auratus (goldfish), 1450 nucleotides long. RefSeq names its product Ras association domain family member 6 (gene rassf6). The transcript is spliced from 11 exons. The record is from RefSeq and is a predicted model, not a curated record. Gene Ontology annotation, biological process: signal transduction. The coding region runs from base 368 to 1372 and encodes 334 amino acids. NCBI's taxonomy places the organism in Eukaryota, Metazoa, Chordata, Actinopteri, Cypriniformes, Cyprinidae.